GAAAUUUCUUUUUUUACGUUGGAUAGUAAAAAAGCACACAAGCAACCAAAAUGUCUGUGAUAACAUUAAAAUGUUUUAGUGCAAAAUCGAAUUCAUAAACGCAAAGUCGUUUCUGUAAGAGAGAAAAUAGAAAUUUUUCUAUUUGACAAAAAAAAAAUUAAUUAUUUGAAGUUAAAAGAUAAUGCGCGAGAGAAAAAUGUUGCCAGCAUAUCAAAGAUUAAAAACGGAUGAGAAUCUACAGGAUGGCAGCAAAAAAGCAGCAUUUACUAUAGCCUUUGGGAACUUUUCAUUGAUGACUGUAUCUUUACCACUAUUUUCAUUCAUCUUUUGUGUCGCAUACUCAAUAAUCUUUUUCUUCGAAGAGUCUGUAUCAACACACUGUCAUGUGUGGAAUUAUUUGCCAUCUAUAAGUGCAGCAAUAGGUGCUUUUCAGCCUCAAGCGUUUGUAUGGCAAACGGCAAUAGUUUUACAUUUUAUUCCACGAUUAACAGUUACAUGGAUGUACUUUAAUUUUUAUACACAACAAAUUAAGAGGAAUAGACAGAAUGUUGCAAACGUAGCAAUCUUCCUCAAUCUAAUUGAGAACAUUUGUCUUCUCGGAUUGUCGCUGUAUAAUUCGACAACUUAUUAUGAUUACCAUAAAGUAUUUUUCUGUACAUUCAUUGUAACAUCGGAACUGUACAUGAUGUUAAGCUAUUAUCUCAAUAAAUCAGCACGACGAAAUCCCAAUUUAGAUCAACGAGAGAUGAAGUCACUGAGACUUAAGAGGAAUUUAUGUAUAAUCAAUAUCAUAUCCAUUCUCUUAGCAACAUAUUUCUUUAUUAGACACAACGAUCACUGUGAAGGAGGAAUAUACACUCUUUUCGCAUUCUUUGAAUAUAUUGUCGUCCUCACAAACAUGGGCUUUCACCUUACGUCUAUUUACGAUUUUCACAAUCAACAUUUGAUCUUUGAUUGGACUUAUGGGAUUAGAGUUCAUUAUCAAUAACGUGCUAAUAUAUUAUAGGAGUGAUUCACGAAUGAAGUGACCAAUAUUGAACUGACUGUUAAAUUUUUAAAAUUCACUAACACAAUUACAAGAAUUUUGCAUGUAAAACAAUGUAAAUGUUUGUCAAAGUGUUGGUGGAACUAUGUGAAGUUAUUUGUGACCUUUUCAGGGUCAUUAUAAAUGACAUCUGGGGGAGAUGGGGUAGGGGUGAGGGGGUAGUCAGACAUGAACAGACCGCCUUAGUUAAACUUUAAAUCAAUUCUAUUUUUGAUAUUCUCAACAAAAAACUAAAAAAAAAUCAAAAUUUCCAUUAAAUAGUUAUUGCUGAUUACUUAGGCUUAUAAAUUUCAGGCGAUAAAAUUUCUCUACAAUUAUUGCUAUAACUAAUGACAAAAAUUGCUAUUUUUAAAGUCUUUCAACAAUGCGUAACAAUAACAAAAAAGAUUUUUGUAAAUCAUCGAAAAGGUUUAGGUAGAAUUAACAUUAAUUAAUUUAUAACAAAAAAACAGAAACAGUGGUAAAAAGGCUCUUUUAUAAUAAAAACAGGAAACAAUAAAAACUUUG
Messenger RNA from Chironomus riparius, 1552 nucleotides. The record is from the annotation of a GenBank genome assembly. NCBI's taxonomy places the organism in Eukaryota, Metazoa, Arthropoda, Insecta, Diptera, Chironomidae.